Messenger RNA from Daldinia decipiens, 1105 nucleotides. Its product is annotated as alpha/beta-hydrolase. The coding region runs from base 30 to 884 and encodes 284 amino acids. The record is from RefSeq and is a predicted model, not a curated record. NCBI's taxonomy places the organism in Eukaryota, Fungi, Ascomycota, Sordariomycetes, Xylariales, Hypoxylaceae. The transcript has a single exon.
CAUACAUCCAGCAUAUACUUUUCAAGAAUAUGGCCACUAGCACAUCUAAAUCCGACUACGUAACAACAUCUGACGGCGUCCGCCUCCGCUACUGGCAAGAUGGACCUCUCUCCGGCCCCAACGUAGUUUUCAUCGCGGGCUGGGUCCAGACGGCGGCCCAGUUUAAAAAGCAAGUCGAGCACUUCAAGACCAAGUACCGCAUCACCACAUACGACCACCGCGGCCACGGCGAGUCAGACAAGCCCACCUUCGGGUACCGCAUUUCACGACUCGCCGCGGACCUAGAGGCCCUGCUAACGCAACUCGACCUGCGCAACGCCACUCUCGUCGCACACUCGAUGGGCUCGUCCGUGACCUGGGCGCACUGGGACCUAUUCCCACACGACCGGAUCUCCAAGCUCGUCUUCAUCGACCAGUCGCCCUCCAUGACCGCCAACCCGGAAUGGACUCCCGCGCAGGUCGCCGAAGCAGCCGCCAUAUUCCAGCCGUCGCAGCGCUUCGACAUCGCGAACGCGCUGCGCGGCCCGCAGUGGAAAGAGACGUGGACCGCGCUGUCGCGCAGCUUCUACACGCCGGACGCGGACCCCAAGGAUAUCGAGUGGGCGCUGGCCCAGUCGAUGAAGGCGUCGCCGGAGAACGCGGCGGCGCUGAUGGCGGAUCAUGUCGCGAUUGAUUACCGGGAUAUUUUCUCCCGGAUCAAUGUGCCCACGCUGUCGUUUGCCGCGAGGGGGAGCUUGUUCCCCACGGCGGCGCUGGAGUGGAUUGCGAAGCAGACGGGGGGCCGGGUUGAGGUGUUUGAGAAGGAAGAGGGGGGAAGCCAUUUUCUAUUCUGGGAGAACCCGGAGAAGUUCAACCGGAUAUUGGAGGGGUUUUUGAGUAGCUGAAUGAAUAAUGAUAUAUGUUAGUUAUGGGUUGUGACUGAUUUGCUAGUGUGCUUGAUCUUUAGCAAUAGCAAUAUAGGAAUGUACCUAUUUAUAUUUCUACUCUAGGAAAUAUGAGCAUUUAGAAGAACAUAUAGGCAGAGUUAUGAGUUUAAAAGCAUGUAAAAUUCUCACCAUGGCGUGUGUAGGAGGUAGUCAUCUCAUACGUAAGGAAUAAACACAGC